AUGGAUCGCUUGCUGCGUGGUCUUGCCAUGAACAUGGGCACUAAAGAGGUGACAGACGACCCAUCCCACCCGGAUUCGGCCGAAACGGUAUUCGUGUCCGCGUUGGCAUUGCUGAAGAUGAUGAGACAUGCGAGAAGCGGUGUACCGCUGGAGGUUAUGGGUCUUAUGUUGGGUAGUUUUGUGGAUGAUUACACUAUUAAUGUCGUGGACGUAUUCGCUAUGCCUCAGAGCGGAACUAGCGUUACGGUCGAGUCGGUGGAUCCCGUCUAUCAGACAAAACAUAUGGAUUUGCUAAAGCAAACCGGCCGUACGGAAAUGGUAGUCGGAUGGUAUCACUCCCAUCCAGGAUUUGGUUGUUGGCUAUCGAGCGUGGACGUUAACACCCAACAAUCGUUCGAAGCUCUUCAUCCGAGAGCUGUGGCCUUGGUAGUGGAUCCAAUUCAAAGUGUAAAAGGCAAUGUGAUGAUGGAUGCAUUCCGCUCCAUUAAUCCACUAGCGGUGAACCCUCGCUUAUGCGCUCCAACAGCCGAAGCCCGUCAAGUCACCAGCAAUAUAGGACAUCUAGUCCGACCAAGCCUUGUGUCUACAGUGCAUGGCUUAGGAUUGAGGUAUUAUUCGAUGAAUUGUGCUUACAAACUGACUACUCGUGAACAGAAAAUGCUAUUAUGCUUGAAUCAGAAAACAUGGAUUGAUGGAAUGGUGCGGAUGUCUCGACUGUCUCAAGGAGGCAAACCCCAUCGAUACAGCUAUUUUAAGGAUAUAAGUGCUGAUAAACCAGUUAGUACUAGCGAGCAACAAAUAAAGAAAUACGGCCAUUUGAAUGCUAAACAAAAGUUGGAAGAGGUCACUAUACUUUCGCCAGAGUGA
This is a messenger RNA of Haemonchus placei, 867 nucleotides long. NCBI's taxonomy places the organism in Eukaryota, Metazoa, Nematoda, Chromadorea, Rhabditida, Trichostrongylidae. The record is from the annotation of a GenBank genome assembly.